This is a messenger RNA of Solea senegalensis (Senegalese sole), 2613 nucleotides long. It is a transcript of the gene parvaa, whose product is annotated as parvin, alpha a. Gene Ontology annotation, molecular function: actin binding. The record is from RefSeq and is a predicted model, not a curated record. Gene Ontology annotation, cellular component: cytoplasm; actin cytoskeleton; focal adhesion. The transcript has 13 exons. Lineage: Eukaryota; Metazoa; Chordata; Actinopteri; Pleuronectiformes; Soleidae. Gene Ontology annotation, biological process: actin cytoskeleton organization; cilium assembly; establishment or maintenance of cell polarity. The coding region runs from base 143 to 1261 and encodes 372 amino acids.
CACCAAAACUUCAGGAGAAAUGUUUGGAAUUCCGUUUCCGCUUUAGGGAGUGGACUGUGAUUUUCCUUUCUUUUUUUUACUUGACUUUUUCGGUGGACACUUUCUAGUGGAUUAACCGGAUUAUAUCUCGACCCCGUGGAUCAUGGCCUCCUCGCCGCAGAAGUCUCCGUCUUCCCCGAAGUCCCCGACGCCCAAAUCCCCGUCAUCCAGGAAGAAGGACGACUCUUUCCUGGGAAAACUUGGCGGAACUUUGGCGAGAAGGAAAAAGGCGAAAGAAGUGUCCGAGCUUCAGGAGGAAGGAAUUAACGCCAUCAACCUUCCUCUCAGCCCCUCCCACUAUGAGCUGGACCCCGAGGACACGCUGCUGGAGGAGAAUGAAGUGCGGACUAUGGUGGACCCCAACUCCAAGAGCGACCGCAAACUACAGGAGCUCAUGAAGGUGCUGAUCGACUGGAUCAAUGACGUCCUGGUGGGAGAGAGGAUCAUCGUGAAGGAUCUGGCUGAAGAUAUGUACGACGGUCAGGUUCUGCAGAAGCUCUUUGAAAAGCUGGAAGGUGAGAAACUGAACGUGGCCGAGGUGACGCAGUCGGAGAUCGCCCAGAAACAGAAGCUGCAGACGGUAUUGGAGAGGAUCAACGACUCGCUCAAACUCUCCACCAGGAACAUCCGCUGGAACGUGGACUCUGUUCAUGCCAAGAGUAUUGUUGCCAUCCUGCACCUGCUGGUGGCGCUGUCCCAGCACUUCAGAGCACCAAUCAGAUUGCCCGACCACGUCUCUAUUCAAGUUGUGGUUGUUCAGAAACGAGAGGGCAUCCUUCAGUCCAGACAGAUUCAAGAGGAAAUCACUGGUAACACAGAGGCGUUCUCUGGGAGACACGAGCGCGACGCCUUCGACACGCUGUUUGACCACGCUCCGGAUAAACUCAACGUCGUCAAAAAGACUUUGAUCACAUUUGUGAACAAACACCUGAACAAGCUGAAUCUGGAGGUGACGGAAUUGGACACACAGUUUGCAGAUGGUGUUUACCUGGUGUUGCUGAUGGGGCUGCUGGAAGGAUACUUUGUGCCUCUCUACAACUUCUUCCUCACACCGGAGAAUUUUGACCAGAAGGUCCAUAACGUGUCCUUCUCCUUUGAGCUGAUGCAGGAUGGAGGUCUGGAGAGACCAAAGCCCCGACCAGAAGACAUCGUGAACUGUGACCUCAAGUCCACCCUGCGCGUCCUCUACAACCUCUUCACCAGGUACAGGAACGUCGACUGAGCGUCACGCGUUAGCAGGAGGAACCACUUGCUUAAGACAAACUUAAUACUUACAUGUUUUGUUUUUGUUUUUUUAUCUGAGCGCAUGCGUCACAAUAUUCCACGAUAUUUUUAGCUCUUAUUCGUAAACUGGGCAUUUUGCUACGCAGUUUUGCAGGAGUCUAAACAAAAUGGCUGAAAUUAUUGUUAAAUCAAGUGUUAAUAUUAUUAUUAUUAUUAUUGUUAUUCCUAAUUUUACAUCCCUCGAGAGGUAUUAGAUGAUCAAUACUUUGAUUGUUUACCUGUAUUUAUUGUUCAUUUUGACACCGCUCCCUGUUCUUGUACCUUUAUUUAAAGCGAUCAGUUCCACGAUACAUGAACAUUUGUGUUUGUGCACUCGUCGCUCCUCUUAAAGCUAAUUUUUUUCCUUUUGAAUUUUUCUCAUCAAACACAAAAUAUUAUUGAUGUUAACGUUAACGUUAAAUUCUUUCUUUUUAUCACGAUUUAACCCCAAAUAUGGUCACGGCAUCAUGUCAUAGCUCGAUCCAUUUUGACCGAUGACAUCACAUGAAGCUGUCAAUCAUGACGUCGUUUCACGUGGGACGAUGUGGAACUUUUUACUGCCAAACCCUAACCCAAAAAAAACGAACCCAACUUUGAUUCACGAUAUAGAACUGCGACAAUUGUAAAAUUCUUCUUUGAAUUCGUAAAAUAGCUCCAAAACUCCUUGUAUUGCAAAUGGGAUACAUACUGUACUUUAAGUGAAUAUUGAAGUGGAAAAAAAACAAUAACGUUUUUAAAUUCUGACGUCACAGAAACAAACGUGAAAUAUUCAAUAUUAUUGAUUUCCUGUAUUUUUUCUUGUCGUCACAUUAACGUUAAAUUCACCACGAUCCGUUUAUUUCAAGUUCUUUUGAUCGCGAUGUAGCAAAAACAUGAAAUGCUAAUAUAAACUGACAGAGACUAUUCCUGAAAUACUUCAUUUUUGGCUUUGACAUGGAGAACGCAGGGUUUUUAGCCACUAGAGGGCGAUCCGGGUGUUUAGAUUUGACUUUAUUCUUCGUCCGUGUUUUUUAUGUGCAUUCUACGAUUUUGACCAAAGCAUAUUAUUUAAUAUUCACGCUGUAAAAUAAACUUUUCCACAUUUCUAUCAUUUUAACUUUUGUGAUAUUUUAAAACUGCGAUUCAUCGGCGUCGUAUAAUCACUCCCUGUUUCUGCUUUAACACAUUUUAUACUGAAUUAUACUGAAUUUACUGAAUAAUUUGAACGCUUCAGGCAGCAAACGUGUUCACGGGGAACGUGUUUAGGUGAAUAAACGUGUUUCUCUACUGAUGUUUUACUGCAGUACUUUCAAUAAAAGCUCACUUCCUGAA